CCCAGCCAAGUUGCCGAGCAGAACACAGUUGGUGUCAGUUGGUAUUGUUAGACUCUAGAUAUGCUGGACAUGGAGCCUUUUUUAUUAUCUGAAAAAAGCAGCAAAAUGCUGAGGAUUGAUUCUUUUUUCCUCCGUAAGAACGCACUUCUUAUGAACAACACACUUAUGAGAGAAAUACACAAAGCACAUGGCAAAUGGUCUUUUGAAUGCCAAACUGAAAACUGAUGAAUAAAAAAUACCCGAGCUUUCGUAAAGCCUGAGGCAAGGCGUUGGCACUCGUUCAUUGGCUGCGCUGCCUUGCGCCGUCUCAUAGUGACGUCACGCGUCUGACCAAAAGAUGGCGUCCAUGUGAAAAAAAUCUUUUCGCCACCUUGUUUCAGAUUGUCCACUGGAUGCGAAAGUGGUGUGCAAUAUUUUUUGGAGAGAGCGCUGGCAGGAGGGCUGCAUAUUUUCUUACCAAGGACUACAGUGCGUUUAUCCAGGAAAGGGUUAAUUAGGACGGGGAAACUUUCAGUACGGUGUAUAAUGUAAAGAGCUCUCUGGAACUCUUUAUUUGCCAGUCACGUAGCUACACUUCACCGAAGGAGGACCUUCCUAGAGCCGACGACGAUUUCAUCACCUUAACGCUCAUUACCGUAUUUUUGGCUGGCUGCGACGAUCUACCUGGGACUUAGGAGCCUGAAAACGACUAACAGAAAGCGGUAUAAACUACCCAACUACGUUCUUUGCGCCGAGGGAACAUUUGAACUUCGAACGGCAAAUCUAGAAUGAAUGGAAGCACUCAGCCAGAUAUCGCCGGACCGAGCGGUGACGUCUCGACGCCCCGUCAUGAUGCGACGUCCACGCGCGAACCAACCAAAGAUGAGUUGUGCUGUGGCUUCAUCUGUUGCCAUCCACGUUGCCUCCAACGGUUUGCCUCUCUCAAAGUCUUCAUCCUUGUGGUGUGUCUCCUCCUGUGCUUCUCUGCUGCUGCCUUGGCCGUCUUUGAAGGUCUAGUCACCACUAUCGAGACCCGCUAUCAGCUCAGCGCUUCGGAGAUCGGCCUCAGCGCAUCCAUGUUCACGGCCGGCACGGCGGUGUCUACCGUCAUCGUCACACACUUCGGGGGUAGACCUACGAGCCGCCGACCGGUCUGGAUCGGGCUGGGUGGGCUUUGCCUAGCGGUUGGCGCGGCCCUGCACGCCCUACCCCAGUUUGUCUUUCCCCCCUACCAACUUCCAUCCUCGGUCCUCCUCGAGUCGUCUUCUGACAACUCCUCGGAGGUUCGGGGUGGGCUCUGCAGUGCCAAUUCAGGGACAGGCGAUGACGCGUCAUGUGAUUCAGAGGAGCAGCAAAUACUCCGAGACAACAAUAUCGCUUACAUCAUCAUUGUCGUCGGCCAGAUUCUCCUGGGUGUUGGUUACGGACCACUUGUGCCACUCACACUGGCUUACGUGGAUGACAAUGCCGCCAGAGGAACAACUGGUUUAGCAUCGGGAAUUCUCGAGAGCAUGUUUGGACUCGGAGCUAUCGUGGGCUUCCAGAUCGCCAGCGCAGUGGUCAGUCUCUGGGUGGACUUCUACCGCGUCGACGCCGCUACCUGGAGCGGGCUGACGCCACGGGACCACGACUGGGUGGGAGCGUGGUGGCUCGGUAUGAUUAUCGAAGCCAUCGUCUUCUUCGUACUUGCACUCCCACUGUUUGGAUUUCCAAGACGUCUUCCUCGAAGUCACAAAGAGAAAGAUGAGGAUCCACCGAAGGCUGAGGCGAUCGGUUUGGGCGAAGAUGGAAACGGGCAUGUGAAUACAUCGGCACUCAAGGACUUGAAAGACUGGCCUGGGUCCAUUUGGCGUCUGUUGAAAAACGUGAUUUUUCUCCUAGCGUGUCUCUCCUUCAUCACAGAGGGCGCCCUCAUCUACUCACUGGCUGCAUUUUUCCCGAAGUACAUGCAAGUACAAUUUGGACUUGAUGUUUUCAUGGCCAACCUAAUAGCGGGUUUUGCCUUCGUGCCACCGUGGGCUGUGGGCGCGUUGAUCGGAGGCAUCAUCGUCAAGAAGUUCAGUCCAGGCAUACAGGGCUCAGCUGCCAUAGGCGUCGUGUCCGCCGUACUCGCCUGCACUUUUGCUGUGGCGCUCAUGUUCGUUGGAUGUGACAAUCCGCGCAUCGCUGGCGUGACUGUGGGAUAUCAGGGACACGAUUUGGGCCCCACCACUAGUCUUGAAUCAGCGUGUAACACUGACUGCUCCUGCCCGAGCGAGACGGCCUUCUCUCCGCACUGCGGCCCAGACGGUGUGACCUACUUCUCUUCGUGCCAUGCAGGGUGUGCCAAGAUGACAGAAAACAAGACAUACACAGACUGUUCAUGCUUGAUGCCAGAUCCCGCGACUGCCUCUUCUGACGUCACGGUUUCACCACCGCCCGCUACGUUAACCUUUGGCCAUUGUCCAUACGCUUGCACCAAUAAGGGGGCUUUUAUCGCGUUGAUGGUGCUGUGGGCGAUCACAUUAAGCUCAGCCACGUCCCCGCGGAUCAUUGUCAUCGUCAGCUCCGUGCCUCCGUCUGAUAAGUCCUUUGCGCUUGGUAUCAGCCGGGUACUCAUGCUGCUAAUUGGCUCCCUUCCCUUCCCGUUCCUAUAUGGCGCAUACAUCGACUCUGCCUGCUUCGUCUGGCAAACCCUGUGCGGUCAACGCGGCUCCUGCGUCAUCUACGACAUCGAGCAGUUCAGGCGCACCAUCUACGGCUUAACGACAGCGCUAAUUGCUGUGCAGUGUCUGGCUUUUGCAGCCAUUUGGCUGAUCGCGCGGGUGAGAGCGAGCCGAUCCGGGAAUUACACGCAGGAGCACAAAGUGGCUGAAACGAAAGCUGUGGGAAAAGACAGCGCCCAAACAGCGCCCUCUGACGGCUAGCAAAAUGAUGGCCACGCGCGUGACAGUGACUAUAAUUCAGGCUAUUCCAUAGUCUAUGGGCUAUUCACAGUAGUGCACCUCCAAGAGUUUGCAACGCGCUGGUCAAUCACAACGAGCGAAAUAUGGGCCGUUUUCCAAUACUCAACUUCGUCUCCCUCUCAGGCUUCGUUCCCAAAUCCAAUCCCCGA
Messenger RNA from Acanthaster planci (crown-of-thorns starfish), 3073 nucleotides. Its product is annotated as solute carrier organic anion transporter family member 2A1-like. The record is from RefSeq and is a predicted model, not a curated record. Gene Ontology annotation, biological process: sodium-independent organic anion transport; transmembrane transport. Gene Ontology annotation, molecular function: protein binding. Gene Ontology annotation, cellular component: basolateral plasma membrane. Lineage: Eukaryota; Metazoa; Echinodermata; Asteroidea; Valvatida; Acanthasteridae.